This is a messenger RNA of Urocitellus parryii (Arctic ground squirrel), 4364 nucleotides long. RefSeq names its product fatty acyl-CoA reductase 1 (gene Far1). Gene Ontology annotation, molecular function: alcohol-forming very long-chain fatty acyl-CoA reductase (NADP+) activity. The record is from RefSeq and is a predicted model, not a curated record. Lineage: Eukaryota; Metazoa; Chordata; Mammalia; Rodentia; Sciuridae. Gene Ontology annotation, biological process: long-chain fatty-acyl-CoA metabolic process. Gene Ontology annotation, cellular component: peroxisome.
CUGUCUGUCCGCUCUUCAGCAGCCGGUCGGGGGCGGUGGAAACGCGAGUGAGAAGAGCGCGGCGGCAGCGGCGGCGUAGCCAUCGCGGGAUUGCCGGGGGGAGAGCGAGGCCCGAGUGUCUGCGUCUAGGGUCAAAAUGGUUUCAAUCCCAGAAUAUUAUGAAGGCAAGAAUGUCCUCCUCACGGGAGCUACAGGUUUCCUAGGAAAGGUGCUUCUGGAAAAGUUGCUAAGGUCUUGUCCUAAGGUCAAUUCAGUAUACGUUUUGGUGAGGCAGAAAGCUGGACAGACACCCCAAGAGCGAGUGGAAGAAGUCCUUAGUGGCAAGCUCUUUGACAGAUUGAGAGAUGAAAAUCCAGAUUUUAGAGAGAAAAUUAUAGCAAUCAACAGCGAACUCACCCAACCUAAACUGGCUCUUAGUGAAGAAGAUAAAGAGGUCAUCAUAGAUUCUACCAAUAUUAUAUUCCACUGUGCAGCUACAGUAAGGUUUAAUGAAAAUUUAAGAGAUGCUGUGCAGUUAAAUGUAAUUGCUACACGACAGCUUAUUCUCCUUGCACAACAGAUGAAGAACCUGGAAGUGUUCAUGCAUGUGUCAACAGCAUAUGCCUACUGUAAUCGAAAGCAUAUUGAUGAAGUAGUCUAUCCACCUCCUGUAGAUCCCAAGAAGCUGAUUGAUUCUUUAGAGUGGAUGGAUGAUGGACUAGUAAAUGAUAUCACACCAAAACUGAUAGGAGACAGACCUAAUACUUACAUAUACACAAAAGCAUUGGCGGAGUAUGUUGUACAACAAGAAGGAGCAAAGCUAAAUGUGGCGAUUGUAAGGCCAUCAAUUGUUGGUGCCAGUUGGAAAGAACCUUUUCCAGGAUGGAUUGAUAACUUUAAUGGACCAAGUGGACUUUUUAUUGCGGCAGGGAAAGGAAUUCUCCGAACAAUGCGUGCCUCCAACAAUGCCCUUGCGGAUCUUGUUCCUGUAGAUGUAGUUGUCAACACAAGUCUUGCAGCAGCCUGGUAUUCCGGAGUUAAUAGGCCAAGAAACAUCAUGGUGUAUAAUUGCACGACAGGCAGCACUAAUCCUUUCCACUGGGGUGAAGUUGAAUACCAUGUAAUUUCCACUUUCAAGAGGAAUCCUCUCGAACAGGCCUUCAGACGGCCCAAUGUAAAUCUAACCUCCAAUCACCUUUUAUAUCAUUACUGGAUUGCUGUAAGCCAUAAGGCCCCAGCAUUCCUGUAUGAUAUCUACCUCAGGAUGACUGGAAGAAGCCCAAGGAUGAUGAAAACAAUAACUCGUCUUCACAAAGCUAUGGUGUUCCUCGAAUAUUUCACAAGUAAUUCUUGGGUGUGGAAUACUGACAAUGUCAAUAUGUUAAUGAAUCAACUAAACCCAGAAGAUAAAAAGACCUUCAAUAUUGAUGUACGGCAAUUACAUUGGGCAGAAUAUAUAGAAAACUAUUGCAUGGGAACUAAGAAAUAUGUAUUGAAUGAAGAAAUGUCUGGUCUUCCUGCAGCUAGAAAACAUUUGAACAAGUUACGGAACAUACGUUAUGGUUUCAAUACUAUCCUUGUGAUCCUGAUCUGGCGCAUUUUUAUUGCAAGAUCACAAAUGGCAAGAAACAUCUGGUACUUUGUAGUUAGCCUGUGUUACAAGUUUCUGUCAUACUUUCGAGCAUCCAGCACUAUGAGAUACUGAAGACCAAGAAUUUAGCUUUAGAACAUCUAUGCAUAUGGUGGUCUAAAAAUGCACAAAAUGUAAAAUGUACUUAAAGUCAUCUCACUUUUUGUCAAACAUUAAACCAUCUUAGAUUGGAGUGUGGAGUAAAAUAUGGUACAUUUUAUGUAACAUUUAAUGUUUAUGGUCAUAAAACCUAGUGAACACACUGUGGUAUGCCAGCUCAAAUCUAUAAUAGCCACCAAAACCAUGACUAAACGUUUUGAUCCCUGGAAAGAAAGGGAUAGGGUGAGGGCAAGAGUAGGAAAUAGGAACCCUGACCAGUAUAACUGUGCAAUUUUUGGGACAUAUUAAUUAAAAUAUGCCUUAACAUAAUUUCUACUAUUUAGUGCAAUGGGUAGCAUUUAUUUGGAUAGGAAUACUAGCUAAGUUGGUAGAUGUCUGAUUCUUUAAUGUUCAAUUUUUUUUUUCAUCAAUUGAAGUGGGUUUGAGUUUUGUUAAGUCUAUAACCAAACUAUUUUCACUUCAUCCUAUAAGUUAUUGAGUGAUAUCAAACAUGAAAACGUGUUCCAUUUUUCUUUUUCUGAUUAAAUGUCUAGUGCAUAUCAUUUUUCUAUAAGUAAUCAGUUGCUUUAUAAUGAGAAGGCUAUAUAUUAUUCUAAAAACCCACUGGAUCUAAAUGGGUUUGAAAAUCCAUAUCAAUAUAUGCUGUGUGUUUUUAAAGGACAACAAAAACAAAUUCAUUGAAACUGUAUCAAAAAGAAUAGGAGUACUUUUUUCUUGUCCACAUUUCARUCAAAUAAAAAUCAAUCUUGUGAGAUUGUGUUUAUAUAUUGAAGCAAGAGGAUUUUUUAGGACUUUAUUGGAGGUGGGUGUAGGGAAGGAUUCACCAUACUUGGGCUCUCCUUCCUUUAUACAUUAUAUCAUAGGACUUUUAAAAGGCUUGUACUGCUUUUCAAAUGAGAUCUGAAAGUGCAUUAUUAUGGAAGAAUGUAUUUGCAGCUAGUAAUAACAUCAAGAAAAUGUCCUUGUGUGUAAGUAAACACAUAUUAAUUUUGACCUUGAAAGCUGAAUUCCUUAAAGAAAAUAAUACAAAAUGUGUAUAAAAUUAAAUAAAGGACUUUAUUUACAUACCAUAUAAAGUAGCAAACUGUUGAAUGAGUUUGAAGAUAUCAUUUAUUUUUUCUGCAUGUGGUUUUAGCUUUAGAAAGAAAUGCAUUAUAGAAACAAGUAAUAGCAAGAAAAUUGAUGUAUAUUUUAAUGAUACAUUAUAAUUCCCUUUAAAUUGCAAUAGUAGUUUACUAUUUUAACAUAUAUUUGGUUUAACAGAUUGUUCAGCAUUACACUGUUCUAAUUAAGCUGAUCAAGUUGUAUUAUAUUUAAAUCAUCAGCAAUGUAUCGUGAAUAUGUUUAAAGGGUUCAGUUCACAGUACAAAGUUACAUGUAACUUCUCAAUUUCCUUUGUCAAUUUAAAUGCAAUGUAUAAAAAGUUUAUUUUGAUAUUGUGGAAAAACUAAAUGUAAAAGAAAUCACCUUCUUCCAUGCAGGUGUAUAAUCUUGAAAAAGAAAAAUGCUUCCAUGUUGAAGCCAGAUUUUCUGUAGUAAAACUUUUAAACAUUAUUUUAAAAGAAAUAUGUAUGUAAAUAGCUAUAUAUUCUUUGGAAUGAUACUAAAGUCUUUGGUCAAGGACCAUACCUUGUAUAAGGUGUGAGAGACCAUGACAGUGUGAAAAUGGAAUAAAUAAUGAUGCCUUGGGUUUAAGGUGGCCCAUAUAUUUACAUUAAGUACUUCAUCUCUCCAAAUAUAUUUCCAUAACAUGUUGAAAACAUGCUAACAUUUGUAUGAGUUUUGUAAUUCUGCCAGAGAUACCUAGAAUCAGAUGAAUUUUCUUUAUGUCUAACAAGAGGAUCAGGUGCAACUUGGGCAGGCCUGUGAAGUGCUUUGGGAGUAUUUUGUCUUCUGACCUGUUUUACUGUUCUUAUAAUUUAAGUUAAAUAYGAAUUGGGAGGGUGCUGAGGCCACUGUAUUAAUUUUGUGUUUAGAAUUGUGUCAAAAGAAGGGUAAUGGGUAAAUUAAGUAUAUCAUCCUAGGACUUAAAAUUCUAAAGUUAGUAUAAAGAGUGUAGAUUGUUAAUCCUCACCAACUAGAUUUUGGAUUUAAGUCAGAUUCAAAGAUUUUGGAAGACUGUUCUCUGUAUAGUUUCAUAGACAACGUUUUUAGUUCUGUGUGUAUGUUUCUCACAAACUCAUUUAACAAGACAGUUUAUAAAAUAGAUUCAUUUCAUUUAGUUCAUUUGAUAAAACUGUAUUCUAAAACAUUUUAGAUAUUUCCCAUUUUUCACUCUUAAUUGGGACAUGUGUGUUAAAUUGUGAUAUCAUUAAGAGUUUAUUUAAAUUUGAUCUGGCAACAAUAUAUGUCCUACAGCUCAGUGCAGAGAAACAUGGCAAUAUGUUGUUCUUUGACCUAAGGAUGGCAUAGAAUGAAGAUUCUUUGUAUUUGUAUAAUAAAGCUUGGAAGCGGGGGGAAAACCUCACUUCUCCCCUUUCUUUGUCUGCAGGAACUGAUUCAGGAUUUUUUGGUUUGUAUUUUUGUUUUAAUUGUGAACAGAUAAUCUUUUAUAAGCAGUAAAUAGAAGCAUUAUUGGGUGCCUUUGUUUGUAAACCAAAAAGUAAUAAAUGAAUCCCUCUAUUUCCAUUAUAGU